Mesorhabditis spiculigera is the source of this 891-nucleotide messenger RNA. The record is from the annotation of a GenBank genome assembly. Lineage: Eukaryota; Metazoa; Nematoda; Chromadorea; Rhabditida; Rhabditidae.
AUGGCCGCCAUGCCCAAUGCGCCUGCCACUUUCAAGCAGAAGCUCGCCGUCGCUCACUAUGUAUUUCUGUGGCUAGUCUGCCCGAUCAUGUCGCUAUGGGUGCCCCUCUACCUGCUAACUACGAACAUCUGGCCGCUGGUGCUGGCCUAUUUUGGCUGGAUGUUCCUCGACUACUCGACGCCCCGGAAGGGAGGAAGGUCUUGGAAAUGGUAUCAGCGCCUUUCUCUAUGGAAACAUUUCCGCGACUACUUUCCGUUGCGAAUGGUGAAAACGGCUGAUCUCCCGGCGGAUAGGAAUUAUAUUCUCGGGUCUCACCCGCACGGCGUCCUGAGCUUUGGGAUCUUCGGCAAUUGCCUGACAGCAGCCAGCGGGUUCCGUGAACAAUUCCCAGGAAUUCAGCCAUCGGUCGCCACUCUUGACGGUCAAUUCAAAUUCGCUGUGCGCCGCGACUUUGCGAUGGGAAUGGGCGGCGUCUCGGCUGCUCAAGAAUCAAUCUCGUGGCUUCUGCAGAACCCGGGCAAGGGCCGUGCGGUGGCUGUGGUCGUCGGUGGGGCCGAGGAGGCUCUCGAGGCCCGUCCGGGUGCCACUCGUUUGCGUCUUGUCAAGCGUUACGGAUUUACAAAAAUCAAGUCCGUCUUCGGGUUCGCCCCUCCGCAGCUCCGCGGCACCGGCCUCUUCACCUCCUUCGGUCUCCUCCCCAAGCGCCGCCCGGUCACCUCGGUCUUUGGGAGCCCCAUCGAGUGCAAGGUUGACGGCCACGAAUAUGGCACCACCCCCGAUUUGGCAGAUGUGGAACGCGUACAUGCCGCCUAUUGCGAGCAGCUGAACGAGCUGUUUGAGACGCACAAACUUGGCCACGGCUACCCGGAGGAGGCAAAGCUUGAAUUCUUC